Messenger RNA from Tilletiaria anomala UBC 951, 1788 nucleotides. Its product is annotated as Arginase/deacetylase. Lineage: Eukaryota; Fungi; Basidiomycota; Exobasidiomycetes; Georgefischeriales; Tilletiariaceae. Gene Ontology annotation, biological process: chromatin organization. The transcript has 3 exons. Gene Ontology annotation, molecular function: histone deacetylase activity. Gene Ontology annotation, cellular component: histone deacetylase complex. The coding region runs from base 1 to 1788 and encodes 595 amino acids. The record is from RefSeq and is a predicted model, not a curated record.
AUGGUCAGGAUCCGGACCAGGCAGGUCGAGAAGUGGGAGGUGCUUCUUGUACAUGACGAAGGGAUAUGGAAUGGAGUAGAACGGACAGCCUUUAUCUCGCGAGAGACGCUGGCAAUGCAGUGUCCGACGCUCGAAAGAGAGUCCUCGCUGUAUCUCAACGAGCACUCGGCGCUCUGCGCUCGCCUCUCCGCUGGAAGCUUGAUUGAAAUGUGCGAUGCCGUGGCCGAACGGCGCAUCCGAAACGGCUUUGCAGUCAUCCGGCCUCCGGGCCAUCAUGCGGAGCCGAAGCAGAGCAUGGGCUUCUGCCUAUACAACAAUGUUGCCGUUGCCAGUCGAUGGCUGCAGAACAAGUACAAGGACGGGCCGAACAAGGUGCAAAAGAUCCUCAUCCUCGAUUGGGAUGUCCAUCAUGGCAAUGGAACGCAGCUCGCUUUCGACGAGGACCCUUCGGUUCUGUACAUGUCCCUGCAUCGUCACGAUGGAGGCGAUUUCUACCCUGGUGGGCCGUUCGGUUCGAUGCACUCCGUCGGACGAGGAGCCGGCGCAGGAUAUUCCGUCAACGUUCCAUGGCCAAGCAAGGGCAUGGGAGACGGUGACUACUUGCACGCCUUUCAGCGCAUCAUCAUGCCGAUUGCGUACGAGUAUGCUCCGGAUAUGGUUAUCAUCAGCGCCGGGUUUGACGCUGCAGCGGGGGAUCCGCUCGGGGAAUGCUUUGUUUCACCGGCCGGUUAUGCGCACAUGACGCAGAUGCUCAAUGCACUAGCGGACGGGCGGCUGAUCGUGGCGCUAGAAGGGGGAUACGAAGUGAACGCGAUCGCGCAUUCAGCUGUAGCCGUUGCCAAGGUCCUCCUCGGGGGAGUCCCGUCCGAGCUUCCUGCAGGCACCGCAUGCGGACCGAUCGCUGCGAAUACAUGCCGGCAAGUUGCGCAAGUGCAGAGCAAGUAUUGGCGAUCAAUCCCGCGGGAGCAUGAAGCAGCUGAUGCCAGCAUGGAUGAGGACCUGCCCAAGGUUGAGUUACGGGAACUUGUCCGGCACUGGCGAACGCACCAUCUUUGGAACUCUUACGGCUACUCCGAUGUGCCUUUGCCGGAGGUAGGCAUCCCCAGGCCAUCUCUUGUGCGCUUGCCGGCAUCGCAGACGCAGGUCAUGUGCAACAAGGACUUGUUCGAAAAGUCAUGGGAGGCCGUCAUACUCUUUGCGCAUGACAUGGGAAACCUUCGCGUCGGUCAGCAAGAUAUCCAGACCGAAAAGACCGUUGGUGCUACCAGCUACCUUAUUGACAGCACAUUCGCGCUCUAUGAUCGGGCAAGGGAGAAGAAUUACGCUGUCGUCGAUGUCAAUUUCUUCGGUAGCUUCCCGAUCGGAUUGACGGAGCAGAAAGGUUUACAGCCACAAGCAACGGCAAAUGCUGCAACCACUUUGAGCGCAUUGGCGACGCAGACGAACGAGGAACUUCUGUAUACGUGGGACAACCUAAUCGACGUGUGCGAUACUGAGAACAUCAUCCUCGUUGGGUAUGGCCAGGCGUGCCAUGCUAUCACCAACCUGGUUGAGCAUCGAUCUGUGCGCGGACGCACCAAGGCAGUCGUUCAGAUUAUGGGCAUGUCCACGCUUCCCCUCGCACCAAGAGAUGAUGUCGACACCAAGCGGUGGUAUUACCGGAACAGCAAAGUGAUCUGCCCACAGCAUCAUCCGUUUUUCGCAUGGGGAGGACAAAAGAGGGCAUGCAAACGGCUUGGCCGCGUUGAGCGCUCCAGUGAGCUGGCACUAAUGGCAAGUUUCUCAUAA